AUGAAGCAGCUCUCUCUUGAUCGCCGGAUCCAAACCCUCUUCCCUGUUGCAUUGGCUUCUCUUCUAGUCCUGGGGACUGCAAGGCUUGUCCUAGAUCACUUGAAGAGCAACCACAGCCGGGAUUUCCGGCUGUAUAGCCGGCCAAGAAGCCAUGAAAAGCACAAAUUACCAGUUGUUAUUUCUCCUGAGGAUCGUGUUGCAGAAGGAUGCAAUGUUUUUGAAGGGAAAUGGGUGUGGGAUAAUGUGUCUUAUCCCCUUUACACAGAAGAGAGCUGUCCAUUCUUGGUUAAACAGGUGACUUGCCAGAGGAAUGGGAGGCCUGAUUCAUUCUAUAAGAAUUGGAGGUGGCAGCCUAAUGAAUGCAAUCUCCCAAGGUUCGAUCCAUUAAAGCUGUUGCAGAUGUUGAGGGGUAAAAGAUUGAUGUUUGUUGGGGACUCAGUACAGAGAGCCCAAUUUGAAUCAAUGGUCUGUUUGGUACAAUCUGUAAUUCCUGUAGGAAAGAAGUCCCUUCAAAGAGUUCCACCCAUGAAGAUCUUCAAAAUUGAGGAAUUUGAUGCGUCGAUUGAGUAUUAUUGGGCUCCCUUCAUCGUGGAGUCAAAUUCGGAUCAUGCAACAAAUCACACUGUGCUAAAGCGGUCUGUGAAGCUUGACUCCAUAGCCAAGCAUAGGAAAGAGUGGGAAGGCGUUGAUAUCUUGGUUUUUGAGAGCUAUGUGUGGUGGAUGUACAAGCCUCUUAUAAAUGCAACGUAUGGAUCUCCAGAUGAUGUUAAAGAAUAUAACGUGACCACUGCAUACAGAUUGGCUUUAGAAACAUGGGCAAAUUGGAUGGACUCCAAGCUCAAUCCCCAUACUCAAAAGGUGUUUUUCAUGAGUAUGUCACCAACACACCUGUGGAGUUGGGAAUGGAAGCCUGGAAGUGAUGGGAACUGCUUCAAUGAGUCACACCCAAUCCAAGGUCCAUUCUGGGGCACUGGUUCAAACCUCGAGAUCAUGGAGAUAUUACAUGACACAUUACAACAAUUAAAAUUCAAUGUUACACUUCUAAAUAUUACACAACUCUCAGAGUUUCGGAAGGAUGCUCAUACAACAAUUUAUGGGGAACGUAAGGGAAAGCUCUUGACCAAGGAACAGAGAUCGGAUCCAAACAAUUUUGCCGAUUGCAUUCACUGGUGUUUACCAGGAGUCCCUGAUACAUGGAAUGAAAUUUUGUAUGCAUAUUUGUUGAAAAAUUAUCAAAACUUUUUGUAA
Corylus avellana is the source of this 1248-nucleotide messenger RNA. RefSeq names its product trichome birefringence-like protein (DUF828) (gene TBL31). The record is from RefSeq and is a predicted model, not a curated record. Gene Ontology annotation, cellular component: Golgi apparatus. Gene Ontology annotation, molecular function: O-acetyltransferase activity. NCBI's taxonomy places the organism in Eukaryota, Viridiplantae, Streptophyta, Magnoliopsida, Fagales, Betulaceae.